CCCCGGCGCGCUCUGUGGCGCGGCGCUGAAUAGUGCCCGGGCGGGCCCCGCCCCCGGCCCGCGGCGGAGCGGAACCGGGCAGGCGGGGCGGCGCGGCCCGGAGCCGGGCCAGGAUGAGCACGAAGCAGGUGACCUGCAGGUACUACCUCCAGGGCGUGUGUCGGGAGGGCAGCAAGUGCCUGUUCUCGCACGAUUUAUCGACGAGCAGAUCGUCCACCAUCUGCAAGUACUACCAGAAGGGACAGUGUGCCUACGGGGCGCGGUGCAGGUAUGAUCACACCCGACUUCCUGCGUCGGGGGGUGCAGCGGCCCCAGCGCCGCCUCCGCUCCCGUCGGCAGCACUGCACAACCCUCGCCAUCCUGCCGAGCACAGCGCGCCGGGCGUCAGGAGCAAACUGCAUGAGGCUGGCAGGCGGGAGAAGAAAACGCUGGUGCUCAGGGACAGAAAUCUGUGUGGCCUGAAUGAAGAAAAGCAGAAACCCAGCACCGCAGGCGAUGUGGUGUGUUGCAGUGACCAAAACGAUAAUCCGGAAAUGAAGCCCCAUUCGUAUUUGGAAGCUAUUUGCAGCGGAUUGGAAGACCCGGUAGCUGGAAGCUCCUGUGCGGAUGGAGAGCAGCUGUGUCCUUAUGCUGCAGCGGGAGCGUGCCACUUCGGAGAUCGCUGCCUUUACCUCCACGGAGAUGUGUGUGAGAUCUGUGGAUUGCAAGUACUUCACCCUUUCGACCAAGAACAGAGGAAGGCUCACGAGAUGAUGUGCAUGGCGACCUUUGAGCAUGACAUGGAGAAGGCCUUUGCCUUUCAGGCAAGUCAGAACAAAGUGUGCAGUAUCUGCAUGGAAGUGGUGUACGAGAAACCGUCAGCCUCUGAGCGGAGGUUUGGGAUCCUUUCCAACUGCAAUCACACGUACUGCUUGUCUUGCAUCCGGCAGUGGAGGUGUGCCAAGCAGUUCGAGAAUCAAAUCAUAAAGUCCUGCCCGGAAUGCCGUGUGAUAUCCGAGUUUGUCAUUCCCAGUGCGUACUGGGUGGAAGACCAGGAGAAGAAGAACGAGCUGAUCGAAGCAUUUAAGCAGGGAGUGGGGAAAAAGCCCUGCAAGUAUUUUGAACAAGGGAAAGGAACUUGCCCGUUCGGAGGGAAGUGUCUUUACCUUCAUGCGUAUCCGGAUGGGACACGAGCUGAACCUGAAAAACCAAGGAAACAGCUCAGCUCUGAGGGGACCGUGCGGUUCUUCAAUUCCGUGCGCCUGUGGGACUUUAUUGAAGACAGAGAAAGUAGGACUGUGAGCAGCACAGACGACGAAGUGACAGAACUCGGAGAACUUUUCAUGCACCUUUCUGGGGCCGAGGAGGAUUCUGCUACUUCUCAGUAAAGAGAACGGAAGGUGCUUUCGUCUAUAGCAAUCUAGAGCUAUUUAUUUAGCGAUGCUUUACACUUUCUACAGCACCGUUCGAAUGAAUGUGCCCUGUGGUUUACUUGUGCAGUCCUGGUAAAGUUUUCAGAUAGUUUUUUGUAUGGCAAAAAAAAAAAAAAAAAAACCCAACUAAAAUAUAUUUAAAGAAUGAAAUCGAUUGCAUGGAAAAAUCCCUUACUCCCGAGAGGGUUUCCUCCCUCUUUGGCCUAACGUAAGCUGUCUUGUGAGCUGAGUGGUAGUGUAAAUACAGCUCCUCUCUUAACAUUUAAAGCUGAAGCUGUUAAAAACUGUCGCUAAAUCUAUUUUGGGUGCUCCCCCCUCCCUCCCAAAUCAACUCAAUGUAUAUCUACAAAACCCCACUGGGAAGUGUGGUCAGUGUAGCUUUUUCUUCCUUAAAAAGGAGAUUUACAAACUAAUACGUCACACCUCAAAGCAGUACCUAGAGUUCAGGAUAGAGUUUACUGUAUUCUUACAGUGAGUUUGUUUCAGUAGUGGGGCCGGGACACUGCCUGGCUCUCAAGGACUCUGCCCGUUACGCUCCUACCCUUGUUUUAAAAUACUAAGUGUGUGUAGUGGUAGGAAGUGUCUCUUAGCACACCUGUUGUAAAGCAAAUAGAACUCUAAUACGUUCAGGCAGAGCAACACUGGAGUCACAACUUACAGCGAAAUUAAACUUAGAGCAUGAAUUGGAUUUUGGAAACUGUGUCAUGACAGUAAGUAGCUACUUUUAGUCACUGCAACAGUUGUAGUUACGUUUUUGUUCAAUUUAAAUCGAGGAAACCCUUGAUGCAGGUUAAAAGAAGUAGCCAAGAUUAAAUGCAGUAACUAAAAGUUUUCUGAUCUCCUUACGGCAGUGAUCUUACAGUUUGCAACUGUGCAACCUCGGUAAUUUCAGUUACAAAAUAACCCAUUAGUUUAACAGCCGCUUUCCUGAAGUUCAUGGUGUGGCUGACGGGUACCUGGGCUCUGCCAUCUGCACCUUCUGAGGCGGUAACGGGGUCUUGGAACAGCCUCACCCCCAGCCGCAGCAGAAGUUCAAACGUUUCCCAUGAAGUGACAGGUAGGGGGGCUGCCCGACGGGGGGGUCCUGCCCCGGUGCUGCCCCCCACCACCCCUUUGCCUUUUCCAGAUGAAGGACAGCAAUGUGAAAGGCCCAGCAGGCGCCGGGUCUUAAGGCACACCUCUUCUGCGUUAAUGGAAUUAUUACUGAAUUUUAUUUUUGUUAAAAAUUCAGUUCAUGUUUAUAUUGCAAAAGCAGGUUUCAAUUUGAUGGUGAAAACCGGUUCAAGGAGUUAAUUCUGCCAUCUGUCCUUUGUAUGAACUUUGCAAGUGAAACUGAAAAUUCAGCAAGGACGCAGCUGAAGCGGCUGCUGCGUAAUAGAGCAUGGAAACACCCGAGUACAGGCAGUUUUCUCCAGCACAUUCAGCAUACGGCCCCAAAGUAAGAAGAGGGCCAAUGCAGCCGAGGGCUAAAGGUAAGAGGGCUUGCCCUUGAAAGGUUGCUUAUCUUAACGACUCGAGCAUUUCAGAGGGCUUGAUUGUUGAGGGGACAAAUGGCAUUUCAGAGGGCUUGAUUGUUGAGGGGACAAAUGGCGUUGUGAAGCAGAGUGUGUGAAACCCUUAGGGCAGCGUGGCACACGGGGCGCCGCUCUGAGGGGCAGAACUGGGGUCUGGGUCACUGCCAUAAAGCAAAACAGCAGAAACCGUAACCUGGAUUCAUAAAUGGCACCAGUUAGUGGGGGGGCUUAUCGUUCUGCUUCAGUGGUUGGUUUGCAUUUCCGGGUCAAAACUGAGGCUGAGAAACCUUCUGGAGGGAAACAUUUCAUUUCUGUAAGGGUGCCAGCAGAAGAGGGAGAAACUCCUCCCAUCUCUGCUGGCCAGGUUCCCUCAAACUGAGCGUGCGGGUUUUGCUCUCUCUUCUGACCUAGGAAAUGUAACUUCUCCACAAUCAAGUCCCCCUGAAGUUAAUGUUUAACGAUGCUUACUGCAGCGUCAGGCCUUAGGCUGGCAGUAUCUACAACCACUUGCUUGUCUGCUUCUUUUUAAAACUGGCCUAUGAAGGCACCAGUGAAGGUCUUACUCUGUUAAGUCAUUUUAGUGCAAUUCUUCAUCACUAAUUACAGAGGUGAAGCAAAAUGAAAGUAUCACCAAGAGCGUACUCUCCAAGAAGAAUGCUCAAGAGGAGGUGCCCCGGCAUACCUGAGGCUGCCCUGAGCCUCCCCACGGCAGCUUGUUUCUAGCAGGUCUUGCACAGAUUUCUUUUUGCAGAAAGAAAUAUUUUCAGUAACAAAAUACACCAAAAAGUGUCAAUGAAGAGGACGUUUUUACCUUAAACAAGACAUUCCUGAUUUGCUUUGCCCCAAGACGACAUUAACAGUAGUCUGAAAUUAAAAGGAUAGCUUGUUUUUCAUAGCUACCUAGAGACUAUAACUUAAGAGCAAUCAGACUUUGAAACUCAGACCUUUUAAAUUCUUCACUUAGCAGCUUUCAUCUAAUUUGACAUUAAGUGCUGGUCAAAAUAAGCCUAAUCAUCAAAAAUAUUUUUAUUUUCCAAGAGACACGUAACCCAUUUUAAAAUCAGGAGUUAACGGUUUCUUUUUGGAAAUUACAGCUAAAGUAAACGCUUUUUUUACCGUUUCUCCUUUCCCCUCUCUCCCCCCAAACUUAUUAAAAUAGAAGUAAAAUGACAGAUAAAUUACAUUUAGAGAGGGUUGCAGUUAAAAUACCAGGAAUAUUAUUACAAAUCACACAGAACUAUACAGAACAGUUUCCUUCAACCCUCAACUUACUUUUUAGCAAGCAAGUUUUAUGGUCACGCUCAAUUAUCACUUAAGGAUUGAUAUUUCACCCAUGUUAUGAGAUAUUCUGAGGACGGUGUAGAUAUUAUUCUUUAAGUAUGUGGCUGGCUUAUGUACUACAAGUUCCUCUCUUCCCUUCCAUGGGUGUUUUGCCUGCUGGAAAUAAGCAGCCCGAACAGCCAUUCGGGCGUCACAGGCAGUUAGGAGCUGCCCAUGUACGCUGUCAGAAUUCACAGCACAAGUAUUUUGCCUAAUAAAUUUUCAGCAGCUGUUUAGAUUGAGACAAGAGUGACUACAGCUGUCUUGUCUCUUCACUCAUUGGACCUCAGCGGUGUAUUCAGAGAGGAGCCCCAUAAUGACCUGUAUGCCCAAGGACAGACACAAAAGCCCAAGCUUCCAUUCCAGCAAUGGAAACCUGGCUUCCAUUCUUUCCCUAAUAAAGAUCCUUAAACAGAAUGCUAUUCCAAAAAAUAAAUUCUUAGAUUAAACCACCUGGGUUUUGUCAUCUGUUAAGUUCAGCCAAGGCAAAAUACUCAAUUCUAGCCAAGUAAACAACAGGUUCACAGAAAAUGUAAUGCUGCUCAAAAAUGGUGUAUUCAAAUACCUACACUGAUGUACCAUCCAGUCGGCUUAGCAAGUAGACGCUGCUGAAAGGUUAUCGCAGUAGAAUAAAAAUGAUCUUGUAAUGGAAAUGAUUGGAAACCUAUCGGCUGUCGUAUCAAGUGUGUUUUUACUUGAACUGCUAUUACUUAUCCCAGUAACUUUUAAAACAUUAUUCAGAAUGUAAUUUUCUGAGGUUUUCAAAUCUAGAUGUACAUGUCAGAACUAUGGAUUACUACAUUAAAUGAUGACAUUGAAUCUUAAA
Messenger RNA from Falco peregrinus (peregrine falcon), 5072 nucleotides. RefSeq names its product makorin ring finger protein 2 (gene MKRN2). Gene Ontology annotation, molecular function: ubiquitin protein ligase activity; metal ion binding. Gene Ontology annotation, biological process: protein polyubiquitination. NCBI's taxonomy places the organism in Eukaryota, Metazoa, Chordata, Aves, Falconiformes, Falconidae. The record is from RefSeq and is a predicted model, not a curated record. The coding region runs from base 114 to 1367 and encodes 417 amino acids. The transcript has 8 exons.